Molecule: messenger RNA, 1414 nt
Organism: Carassius auratus (goldfish)
Lineage: Eukaryota; Metazoa; Chordata; Actinopteri; Cypriniformes; Cyprinidae
Exons: 5
Coding region: 91-723 (210 amino acids)
Source: RefSeq, a predicted model, not a curated record
CCCUUGUUCAUAUCUGCUGACUCUCUCACUUCAAUCAGAAACACUUGAAAUGCUGAAGAAAGAGUAAGAGGAUAUUUUCUACAUUCUGCUAUGAAGAUUUUUCAAACCAGGAUCCUACAUCUAAAUUUGUGUUUGAUGAUUACUUUACUGACUGGUCCAGAUUACUCCAGAUCUAAUCGAGAGCAAAAGAUACGGCAGCACAUCUACAAAACGGUGUAUGUGGGGGAAACAGUUGCACUUAACUGCAACAAAACCCAAUAUGAUGACGAUUUAAUAUGGAAAAUUAACAACUCCGUUAUUUUUAGUCAAGACUCUAACAGUAACAGAACAAUGAGAAACUUGAGCUCAAACAGGAUUCACAUCGACACUGCAGAUCCAAGAGAAUUAACAAUAGAUCAAAUACAAGCGUCUGAUGCAGGAAACUACAGCUGUUACCCAGCAGCGAUAAGAUGGACAUUAACAGUAACAGAAAACCACAUCCGACCAGAAUCAUUCAAACAAAUGCCGCUGUACAUCAUCAUAAUCAUCUCAUGUUGUGGAGUAAUUAUGAUCUGUAUGAUCAUCAGCAUCACCAUUUGCAUUCACAGGAGAUGGAAAAACAGCAAAGAUUCAAGUCAAAGAGAAGCCGGACAGAACUUUUCACAGGCACCAGCCAGAGGAAGGAUACAGACUCAAACCAGCCAGUACAUUGAAAGAUACAACUCAGUAUAUGGACAAAUAUGAUGGAAUUUAUUAUUAGGGUAACACUUUACAAUAACAUUACAUGAAUAAUCAUACUAAUACAAAUAUUAAAUGUAACUUAAGUUAAGACAUGCACUUGUCAAGAACUAACCUUAACCCUCUGUUGUUCAUUUGGGAGACACUUGUGUUGUUCGUGGUCAAAAGUGACCAAACACCUGGAAAAAAAUGUUCUUCAGUAAAAUCAAUGUAAUAUAUUUUUGAUCCAUAAUAUUUUUAUUUUUAUUUUGAUAUAAUUUAUUGUUGCUAAUUAAUAUUUAUGAAAUAAUUAUGACAAAAUCUUUCCAACUGAUUUUUUUUAAAUUACUUUUCAAUUAAGGCAGUAUUUCAUGUUAGAAUACAGACAAUGUCUUUAAAAUCAAAUUUUUGAAAGCAGAUCAGUGCCAUCUGGUGGGAGUAAAAAAAGAAAAACAUCUGCAAUUCCAUGGUUUAGCCACUGGAUUCACACACACACACACACACACACACACACACACACGGACACACACACACACAUAUAUAUAUAUAUACACACACACUGUACACUGAACAAAAUUAUAAAUGCAACACUUUUGUUUUUGCCCCCAUUUUUCAAGAGAUGAGUGGCAUUUUAUAUUGUCUAGUCUAAGGCACACCUGUGCAAUAAUCAUGCUGUCUAAUCAGCAUCUUGAUAUGCCACACCUGUAAGGUGGAUGGA